AUGAGGAGCAAUGAGUAUGCAUCCUUCUACUCACUCAGUAUCCUUGUGUUUGGGUGUGGAGAGAAGACUGGGGCUGGAUUCCUUGAUGAGAAAUGUCAGAAAUACCAGGGGAGAUGUGUGAGUCAGUGCCGGAAAAAUGAAGAGCUUGCUGCUCUCUGCAACAAGUUUCAGAAAUGCUGCAAGCUGAUGGAGCCAUGCCAGUGA
Messenger RNA from Phascolarctos cinereus (koala), 204 nucleotides. Its product is annotated as beta-defensin 106A-like. Gene Ontology annotation, biological process: innate immune response. The record is from RefSeq and is a predicted model, not a curated record. NCBI's taxonomy places the organism in Eukaryota, Metazoa, Chordata, Mammalia, Diprotodontia, Phascolarctidae. Gene Ontology annotation, cellular component: extracellular region.